Molecule: messenger RNA, 549 nt
Organism: Closterium sp. Yama58-4
Lineage: Eukaryota; Viridiplantae; Streptophyta; Zygnematophyceae; Desmidiales; Closteriaceae
Source: the annotation of a GenBank genome assembly
AUGGCGGCAUUUCCACUGCAAAAUCCGCCGGCGCCUCCGCAACCGGCCGUGCCGUCAUUAGAUCUCGCAGGCCUCUGUUUUUGCGACCAGAUUUUCCUUAAUUUUGUUGGCGGAUGCCUCGUGCCGGGUAACGUGUUCGACUACUUCGCCAACUCCCCGUUCUACGAUCGCACGUGCAAGAACGAGCAGCCGAGGAUGCAGGGCAUUCAUCCCCUUGACACAGCGCGCCUCAUGUCGUUUCAUGUUUUUCAGCUCACAUGCGUUUCCGUUGUGGAGAGCUCAUUUAGGUUCUGUCUCUCUCCAGCCAUCUUGAUUGCUCAGCAUUUUGAGACGUCUCACUCUCACACAACGACCCGUUUUCUUCCCUCUCCCCUCGUCCAGGGAGAUGGUGGGGUGGGAGUAUUCGCUGUACAUGGUGCACGAGCCUCUUCUGUUCGUGAUGCGGAAGCAAAAAAGGGACGGUCCAGAUCGCACCAUGCCCGUGGCCGCAUACUAAAUCCUGGAUGGGUCCAUCUUCCAUGCAUGUCGUCAUCGGUUCUCGGAUUGUGA